Messenger RNA from Labeo rohita (rohu), 638 nucleotides. RefSeq names its product gonadotropin-releasing hormone 3 (gene gnrh3). Gene Ontology annotation, cellular component: extracellular region. The transcript has 4 exons. The coding region runs from base 183 to 467 and encodes 94 amino acids. The record is from RefSeq and is a predicted model, not a curated record. Gene Ontology annotation, biological process: multicellular organism development. NCBI's taxonomy places the organism in Eukaryota, Metazoa, Chordata, Actinopteri, Cypriniformes, Cyprinidae. Gene Ontology annotation, molecular function: hormone activity.
UCCCCUGACAGUUAUUUUUCAGAUUUGGAAAUCCAGCCUCAGGUGUGCAUUAGAGCAGGCAUUAGAGAGAAGCCUGCACCUGUGGUCGCAAAUCUCCCGAUGACGAAACUCAUUUUAGAAGGACUGUAUAAAAGAGACCAAGAACAACACACUUCAUCUCGAGGAAAGACAGAAGUUUUAGCAUGGAGUGGAACGGAAGGUUGCUGGUCCAGUUGUUAAUGCUAGUGUGUGUGUUGGAGGUUAGUUUUUGCCAGCACUGGUCAUAUGGUUGGCUUCCUGGUGGAAAGAGAAGUGUUGGUGAAGUGGAGGCAACAUUCAGGAUGAUGGAUGGUGGUGAUGCAGUGCUGUCUAUUCCUGCAGACUCUCCAAUGGAGCGGCUUUCGCCGAUACACAUAGUAAAUGAGGUGGACGCUGAAGGUUUGCCUCUGAAAGAACAGAGAUUUCCCAACAGACGAGGACGAGUGUAAAAACAUAAAAGAUGAAGAUAAACCCUUGGAGCCAAGUUUUAUUCCAUGGGAACAACAUGUUUUAUUGAGUCCUGGUGAAAUAUCCUCCUCAUAUGGUUUUAUUAAACAUUGGAGGUGCAUGUAUACUGUAAAUACCUAUGCCGUUUGUUCAAAAUGAAUAUUAAAUGUGCU